GAUACGAGAGCAGUCGACCACGACGAUGGGACAGGGCGACAACUACUCCAUCGCUGAAUUCGCUAAUCGUCUAGCGAAAACCGAAGAAAAAUAUGGUCGAGAAAUUCACGAACUUAUUCUCUGUUUCAUCAACUCCAGGGUCGAUUUACCGGUGAAAAAAUUGGAAGGCCUGAGUAAGGCACGGAUGAAAUGUGCGAAACAUCUGAACAAAAUCGAUGACAAGAAGGAAGAAUAUAUAAAUUUGUGGAAAUUCUGCAAUAUUUAUUCGGCCACGGCUGUGGAUGUGGAUGAUGCAAUGCGCGAGAUUCGUAAUUCGAUUCGUAAACGCCUAAAAACAAAAGAACGUCGAGACACUUCAGCACAUGGACGUCUAAUCGACGAAUAUCGUCCGUCGAAAAAAGCUGACCAUCAACAUCAGCAGGAGAUCUACGAUAAGCCGACAAAAAAGGAAAAACAACGUUGGCGUGAUUUGACAUUGUUCGGACGUAAAAAAGAAAAGGAACUUGACAACAGUUUUGCUACACUGGCACAUGUGCCGAAAUCGGCACCACCGCUUCCAGAUCCAAAGGCAAAACCACACCCACUAGUCGCUGAACGACGUCCAAACUCUUUGCCUAAUGGUAUCAGUCAUUCUCCGAAAGAACAGACUCAAUCGGACCAUCAUAGCGCUCCAAUCCCACCACCUUCAACGCUAAAACCGGGAUGGAUGCGUGCUCCGGCUCCCCUCCCACCAGCACAUGAGAAAAGCAGUCUCACAUCAGCUAGCGUGGAAGAUGCCGCAGGUUCGGAAUCCAAACAAAAACACUCUUCUAUCCCACCAAGACCUGACGAUGUGAAACGACAAGAUAUCGGUUCAACGGAAGCAAAGGAUGCGGGCUCGGGAAGCAAUACUUCGAAGGAAACACCGACGGCUCCAAGGCAAAUCUCUCCUACAACGUUGUACAAGCCGACAGCCCCGCACAGUCAUAGUGUUUCAAAAACGAAAAUGCUCAGUGUAGAUACUGGUGGUGAAGAUUUGGAAGACAACGCGCUAGAGAGAAAUUGUGUGUUUCAACUCUCCCACACAACCAUAGCCAUCCUGCCAAGUCCCCAAUCACCUCGUGUUCCACCCACGCUUAUGCAAAUAGAAGAUAGUAGAGGAGAAGAGAACCCGAUGCUCGAACGGCGCGGCGGAACAGCAGGAGUAUUGGCGAAGCGACAUUCAAUUAAGAUCAACAAUAAUUCAACAAUAGAGUCGGAUGCAGCCAGCUUCUCCUUGUGUAUGCAGUCACCUGGUACACUGUGGUAGCCAAGAUACUGAUUAUGAAGAAGUCAACAAGAAGUAUCAGCUUUCUCGCCUGGACAGCACUCCGUCAUCAUCAAUCGUUUAUGAUUUGGUAUCGCAACUGUAAACACACUGUUAACAUCUAACACCUCCAUUAGGAUGUUUUGAACGACCGGUGGAUUCAUAGCAACGAACAGCCAACGGGUUCAGAAUAAUUUCAUUAUCCGGUCUGACAUUUUCAAUUAUCUUUCUUAAAAUUCUUUCACUUGGAACCUUACUGCUAUACAAUCACGCAAACAUUACAUGUACGUAAUUCUCAAUUGUUUGUACUCCUAUUCCCUUUUUACAGUUGAUUCGUGGCGUUUAUGAUUGCCUUUUUACAGCAUUUCUGCAUCUUCAACCGCUUCGAAGUGUGAAUAAGAAUUACAUUGUAGUAUUUCUUGGACAUCCAUCU
Cylicocyclus nassatus is the source of this 1718-nucleotide messenger RNA. Lineage: Eukaryota; Metazoa; Nematoda; Chromadorea; Rhabditida; Strongylidae. The record is from the annotation of a GenBank genome assembly.